AUGUCGGAUUUCAACUCAACCAAGGUCACCAACCCCUCCACCUUCAUCCUGCAGGGCAUUCCGGGCCUGGAGACAGCUCAUGUCUGGAUCGCCAUCCCCUUCUGCACCAUGUACAUCAUAACCAUCUUGGGGAACUUCACCAUCCUGUUCAUCGUGAAGACAGAGCCGAGCCUCCAUGAGCCCAUGUACUAUUUCCUCUGCAUGCUGGCCAUGACUGACCUGGGUCUGUCCACAUCCAUCGUGCCGAAAGCACUGAGCAUCUUCUGGUUCAAUUCCAGGGAGAUCAAUUUCAGUGCCUGCCUCACCCAGAUGUUCUUCAUUCACUGCUUCAUAACAAUAGAGUCUGGAAUCCUUGUGGCCAUGGCUGUGGAUCGCUACGUGGCCAUCUGCCAUCCCCUGAGACAUUCCACCAUCUUGACAAACGCUACAGUAACCAAAAUUGCCCUGGCCAUGGUGCUGCGUGGGGCCUUGAUCACAUUGCCCUUUGACAGUGUGUUUCACAUCCCAGGUCUCUACUUCUCCCUCUCGGGACGAUUUGAGGAGAAGAAGCCGCACCCUGUCCAAGUUCUUAUUGCCAACAUGUACUACGUGAUGCCCCCCAUGCUAAACCCCAUCAUCUAUGGUGUGAUGACCAAACAGAUCCGGAACCAGAUGCUGCAUUUCUUUGUUUACAAAGGUGCCUAA
Pelodiscus sinensis (Chinese soft-shelled turtle) is the source of this 684-nucleotide messenger RNA. The record is from RefSeq and is a predicted model, not a curated record. NCBI's taxonomy places the organism in Eukaryota, Metazoa, Chordata, Testudines, Trionychidae.